This is a messenger RNA of Ooceraea biroi (clonal raider ant), 3865 nucleotides long. It is a transcript of the gene Caper, whose product is annotated as RNA-binding protein 39-like protein Caper. Gene Ontology annotation, cellular component: nucleus. Gene Ontology annotation, molecular function: RNA binding. The record is from RefSeq and is a predicted model, not a curated record. Gene Ontology annotation, biological process: mRNA processing. Lineage: Eukaryota; Metazoa; Arthropoda; Insecta; Hymenoptera; Formicidae.
GUUUUUUUAUUAAUUUUGCUUUUGUCUGUUUUCACUACCUUUUCUCUCUUUCUCUCUCUAUCUAUCUUUAUCUCUUACUCUUUGCCUCUCCGUUUCAUUCUUAUCGCCCACUAUUUUCGUCUCGCUGAGCUCGCGAAUUCUAUUGUCUGGAUGCGCAAGGCGUGCCUUUUUUUAUGUGUGCACUCGCCCGCGUAAGUGAAAGAGAAUUCACCAUUUUCUUCCGUCCUUUCUCUCUGUCUCUGUCUCUCUCUCUCUCUCUCUCUCUCUCUCUCUCUAUCUAUCUAUCUAUCUAUCUAUCUCUCUAUCUCUCUCGCUCUCUCUCUCUUAUUCUCACUUACUCACUCCAUUUCUUGCUCUAUCCACUCUGUGUGAUUUAUGGAUAGGUUAUACAUAUAUAGAUAUGUACAUGUAUAUAUGUAACAAAGUACGCCCUUGUCUCUGAUGUACCAACUAUUGAUCAACACCUCCAUUUUCUGUACUUAUAGAUGGUACGUAACAUGUACCCUCGCGCUCGUAGGAUGUUCGCCAGCGAGUUCCUAGAAUGCACUUGAAAGACGAGGAGCAGGAUUCUUCCUCCAAAGACAAGUCCUCCAAGGAGAAUGGGUCUAGCCGUAAAUCGUCUGGGAAAAGCAAACAUCGUUCGCGUUCUCGUUCACGAUCUCGAGAUCGAGAUCGUCGAGACAAAGAUCGACGGGAUCGCGACAGAGACAGGGAUCGGGAUCGUGACCGUGAUAGGGACCGCGAUCGUGAUCGCGAUCGUCGGCACAGCUCCAAUUCACGGGACAGGCGGGACCGAGACAGAGAUCGUGAUAGCGAUAGGGACAAAGACAGGCGGGACAGAGAUCGGGAUAGAGAUAGAAGAAGAAAAAGAUCAUUGACACCGUUAACGUUACCUAGAGCUCGACCGCCAUUCGGAAAAGGACACAGUCCCCUUGGAAUAAAUGAUGAACUAACACCAGAAGAGCGGGAUGCUAGAACAGUCUUUUGUAUGCAAUUAAGUCAGCGAAUUCGGGCACGAGAUUUGGAAGAAUUCUUCUCGAGCGUUGGCAAAGUGCAAGAUGUGAGAUUAAUUACAUGCAACAAAACUCGGAGAUUCAAAGGCAUUGCUUAUGUUGAGUUUAAGGAUCCAGAAAGUGUAACAUUGGCGCUUGGUCUGUCAGGUCAGAAGCUCCUUGGAGUGCCUAUUGUAGUACAACACACUCAAGCUGAGAAAAAUCGUAUGGGCAAUUCGAUGCCAAACUUAAUGCCCAAGGGACAGACGGGACCAAUGAGAUUAUAUGUGGGAUCUUUGCACUUUAACAUUACGGAGGAUAUGCUUCGCGGAAUCUUCGAGCCAUUCGGAAAGAUCGACAACAUACAACUUAUUAUGGAUCCGGAAACAGGGCGAAGCAAGGGUUACGGGUUCUUGACAUUCAGAAAUGCGGACGACGCAAAGAAAGCAUUGGAACAGCUUAACGGGUUCGAGCUCGCUGGUAGACCUAUGAAGGUUGGAAACGUAACGGAACGCACUGAUUUGAUCCAAGGACCGUCUCUUCUCGACACGGAUGAGCUAGAUCGUAGUGGCAUCGAUCUUGGUGCGACUGGCAGAUUGCAAUUAAUGUUCAAAUUGGCGGAAGGUACCGGUCUGGAAAUUCCGCCGGCAGCAGCAAAUGCUUUAAAUAUGGCCCCAGUUAUGACACAACCACAACCACCGCCUCAAGCCGCUCCUCCGAUUGCAACACAAUGUUUCAUGUUGUCAAAUAUGUUCGAUCCACAAAAUGAGACAAAUCCUAACUGGGCGAAGGAAAUCCGCGACGACGUAAUCGAGGAAUGUAACAAGCAUGGUGGCGUACUACAUGUGUACGUGGAUCAGGCAUCACCACAGGGAAACGUAUACGUAAAAUGUCCAUCGAUCGCGACUGCCGUGGCAGCGGUGAAUUCGUUGCACGGUCGAUGGUUCGCCGGCCGUGUAAUAACCGCCGCUUACGUGCCGGUGGUGAAUUAUCAUUCGCUGUUCCCAGACGCGAUGACUGCGCUGCAGUUGUUGGUACCGAGCGCACCACGAAGAGGAAUGUGAUAAUCUUGAACCGAUAAACGAGUGACCAGUAAUCGUCAUCUGUUGAUGUGUAAAUCUUUAGUAGUAUUACGUUCUUCUCUCUAUGUCAUGUAUAUGUUGUAGGAUAAUAGGUUCGUGCAGGAAAAUAGAUUUUGACUAGAUGCUAUCUGCCUGGUCAAAUGGCUCGUGUCUCUUUAUUAAGACUUUUCGUAGUCAAAUGCUAUUUUCCUAGGCAAAUAGCAUUUUUCGGUACGCUUUUUAAGAAAAUGCUAUUUGCUAGCAUUUGGACACAAAUAAAAUGUCAGUCAGCAUUUGUCUAGUCAGAAGUUAUUUUCGUGCACGAACUUAUUCUACACAUAUACACUCUCUCUUUAAACACACUCUGUAAACACUCACUCUCCUAUCAUAUGAAACUUGUUUUAUUUGUUAACAAACUAAAUUAAUAGAAGUCUGAACAAUUACUUUCGAUGAUCGCAUAUUGAGAAUAAUAUUACUUGCCCAAAUAUUACAUACAUUUAUUAUAUAUGCAGCACAUGUAGACGCAUCUGAAUAAUAGAAAUUACUUUAUGAAAAUUGGCAAAAAAUUGUAUAAUUUUUUUCAAUAUUUUGCAUAUAGAUGUUUGGAUACGUAUGACAUAAAAUUGUUAUGCCAUUUCGUUAUAUAUUUCUUGUAGAUUAUAGCAAAAUUUUAUAUAGACACUUAAGAAUCUCUGUUUUGCGUUUUUGUAACAUGUACUUGUUAGUUUAUUUCAUGAAAGAUAAAGAAAUUCAAGAAUUUCAACACUAUAUGAUUUAUAUGUCACAUUCUGCUGUAUAUUAUUCCAUAAUUUUGUAUUUAGUUUCCUUUCUUGUAAUAAUGUAAGAUUAACUAAUUGUUUUAAUUUAUCUUUUUUCAAGAGGGAGUGCUGUAAUACAUAUUAUACAAUAAAAUAUUGCAAAAUUAGAAAAAAAGAUUUAUAUUAUCAUAACUCGAUUCUUUGAAAUUGAAUGUUUUACAUUUCAUGAAAUAAUAUAAAUAUUGAAAUUACAAGAUGGCAGUUAAAGGACACGUAUACAUAAAACAAAUGACAAGUUUAAAGUGUUAAUAAUUACGAUGUUGCACACGGGAGCACUUUACCAAGGAACAAACAUCGCAUUUGUAUUUCUAAAUUACAGAUAUAAAUAUUUAUUGAUGCGGCGAGAGAAUAUUUUACUUAUAUCAAUAUGCCAUAGUUGCAAAUAUCUGCAAUAUAGCAUGACAUUUUGAAAUAUGUUUUAAUGGAAUUCAUUAAUUCGUAACAAUAUAAAUGUGUACAAUGUUAAAGAAAAAAAGUGACAACCUUAAUCUUCUCAUCUUUCCUAAUCUACUUAAUUUACGCUUACUAUAUGAGAAACAUUUAAAUAUUUAAAAAAUAAAAAUUACUGUUGCCGUAUUUACUAUAGUAUCGCCUAUUUAUUUAAUUCUCAUUCCUGUCAUUUUUAGGUCAUACUAUUAGAUUAUAUUUACGAAAUAAACAAAAAUUUAGUUUUAUUAAAAUCUAUUCUACUUUUAUCCGAAACUAUAAAAUAUUAAAAUUUCUAUAACCAUUUUUUUCUUUAUUUAGAACUUCUGUGAUUAUAUCAAGGAAGAAAGGAUUAGGAAUAGCAAGAGCUGCUUCAAGCACAUUUAUUAUAUUGUUACGGAAAUGGAAAUAACUAUGAGUGAUAAAACAAAUCUCUAAAUUAUUAAAAAUUUUUCCAUUGAAUGAUUAUUUCGCAAUUUUACGAUAAAAUACUUGUAUUAGAAAUAAUUUAGAUGAUAUUCUGUAUUAGAAUAAGAUAUAAACACGAUUUUAAUAAAAGCUAUUGUGA